UUCAUUAUUGCAGAAAAGCCUUAGCAAAGUGCACCAAAUAAACGAUUUAAUUAAAGUGAACAACUCCAUUUAGCAGUAAGAACAAUUAAACAAUGGAUACAUUGCGUGAACGCCGUAAAAUAAAGCAGAUCAAGAAGCAGCUCAAAUUAUUGCCAAUCAACUUGCGCAAAAAAGCAAUUCGAGAGGCGCGCAAUUCGGCGGGAAUGCAACAACAACAACGCCAGCAAAGACACAAGAAAGCUGCAAAGCAAAAAAAAAACGAAGCUAAUAAACAAAAUGACUUUGAACGUGCCGAACAUAAUGCAAUGCUGGCGGCAACUUCACAAGAACUGCAACAGAUUUUGGCGGGCUGCGCAGAGUUGCCAGAUGUGCCCGACGACUGCACGCCAACUGAACUGUGGGGCAAGAUUGCCACAGCGGAGGGGCAUGCCACAAGGAUUUUCGUGCAACGCGACGGUCUCAGCACUCUUAAAAUUGUGCUCCAUCAACGCUCUCCUACAAUUGCCCAAUUGAAAAAAGCGGUCGCCUCAAUUUCGAUCGCUCAGCACAAACGAAGGCAGCGCAACGAACGUCGUGCGUUAGCCGAAGACAAGAAUGCCGGUCAGCACGAAGUUGGCGACAACAGACAACAGGUUGAAAUGUUAGCUUCGGCUGCCGCUGCUUCUGUCGCUGUCGCUGCUGCUGCUUCUGCUGGAAAUGAAGCCAUGCUCCGCUCCAGUUGUGAGUUAGUCAACUCGUCGCUGUUCAACGGGCAUGAGCAUCGCGCGCUUGUUUCUUGGCGUUUUCUAUGGCGCUGCUUUGCACUGUUCAACGUGGACACGAAUCAGCCGAUCGAUGACAGCGCCGACAACGGACGCGCUACUCUAACGGCAUUAGGCAUUGAGAACGGCACCAAUCUUAAGUUUGUGCAUCGCGUCAAGUAUUUCGGUCGACGGCGGCAGACCUGAAAAAACUACAAC
Molecule: messenger RNA, 959 nt
Organism: Drosophila innubila
Lineage: Eukaryota; Metazoa; Arthropoda; Insecta; Diptera; Drosophilidae
Exons: 3
Coding region: 93-947 (284 amino acids)
Source: RefSeq, a predicted model, not a curated record